GCCGUGUACGCAUUGGAGGUCUUAGCUGGUAGUUCCCUAUCAUAAAUAACUGCUCCCCCUUUUCUAAGCUUCACCGCCUACACAGUGCUUAAUGUUCCCUGAGCUGCCAACCCCACAGUGGGAACACCCACAGCGACCGCCAGCGGGGAUUCUGCCAGUCUCUCGCAAUUGAAGACCACCCACCCACUGGAAGGAGACCUUGUGCGGACCCGAGCGGAUCCAGACACACUUCGCAUCACGCUCCUGCUGCCCUCCCAAUUGCGCCAGAAGACGCGAUUGAACCAAAAUGCUGUCCGGUAUACUCAUUUUCAAUCAAAAGGGCGAGAACCUGAUCUUCCGUGCGUUCCGCAACGACUGCCGCCCACGUCUCGCCGAUGUCUUCCGCAUCCAGGUCAUCAGCAACGCCCAAGUCCGCUCGCCCAUCCUCACGCUCGGCAGCACCACCUUCAGCCAUGUCAAGCACGAGAACAUCUACCUUGUUGCCAUCACCAAGAGUAACGCCAAUGCCGCACUCGUCUUUGAGUUCCUCUACCGUCUGAUCCAGCUCGGCCGCGGCUACUUUGGCAAGUUCGACGAGGAAGCCGUCAAGAACAACUUCGUCCUGGUUUACGAGCUCCUGGAUGAAAUUAUCGAUUUCGGCUAUCCCCAGAACACCGAGACGGACACGCUCAAGAUGUACAUCACAACCGAGGGCGUCAAGUCAGAGCGGGCCAUAGAAGACUCAGCCAAGAUCACCAUGCAGGCAACGGGUGCCUUGUCAUGGCGCAAAGCCGACGUCAAAUACCGCAAGAACGAGGCGUUUGUCGACGUGAUUGAGGACGUGAAUCUGCUCAUGAGCGCGACAGGCUCGGUGCUGCGCGCCGACGUGACGGGGCAGAUCAUCAUGCGUGCCUACCUCAGCGGGACGCCCGAGUGCAAGUUUGGUCUCAACGACCGCCUGCUGCUCGAUAACGACGGGAUGCACAGCCUCCCGAGCGGCAACAGGAUGGGGAGCAAGGCGACCAAGGCUGCGGCCGGCAGCGUCACGCUCGAGGACUGCCAGUUCCACCAGUGCGUCAAGCUGGGCAAGUUCGAUAGCGACCGCAUCAUCAGCUUCGUGCCGCCCGACGGCGAGUUCGAGCUGAUGCGCUACCGCGCCACCGAGAACGUCAACCUGCCCUUCAAAGUCCACGCCAUCGUCAACGAGGUGGGCAAGACAAAGGUGGAAUACAGCAUUGGUGUGCGGGCGAAUUUCGGGUCCAAGCUGUUUGCCACCAACGUCGUGGUCCGCAUCCCUACGCCGCUCAACACUGCGAGGAUCACGGAGCGGUGCACCCAGGGCAAGGCAAAGUACGAGCCGUCCGAGAACAAUAUCGUCUGGAAGAUUGGCAGGUUUACCGGCCAAAGCGAGUACGUCUUGAGCGCCGAGGCCGAGUUGACAAGCAUGACAAACCAGAAAGCCUGGAGUCGGCCGCCGCUGAGCAUGAGCUUCAGCCUUUUGAUGUUUACCAGCUCCGGGCUGCUUGUGAGGUAUCUUAAGGUUUUCGAAAAGAGCAACUACUCGAGUGUCAAGUGGGUGAGGUACAUGACAAGAGCUGGAAGUUAUGAAAUUAGAUUCUGAGUUUAUAGGUUCCUAUCUUUGCGCCCCUCAACUGGGAAGCACGUGCAUUCCGAGGCAUUGCAUGACAGGGUCGUGGCGUUUCGGUUAUUUGGGGAAGCAUAGUGAUACCUGGGCAUGGAUAACACCGGCGGAUCGGUAAUUUGAGUGUUGGUUUCAGAACAAGAUAGAAGAUUCGGAGAUUUGGGCAGGAUUCAGGAAUCCCAGUGCAGCGUAUCACCGUAGCUGUUUAGAAAGGGGCCUGGUUGCCGUCCGGGACGGACCCCUUUUGCCUCAAUACCAAUCCCUGCUUUAUAAGCCAGCGCCAGCUA
This is a messenger RNA of Canariomyces notabilis, 1908 nucleotides long. RefSeq names its product clathrin adaptor, mu subunit. Gene Ontology annotation, molecular function: clathrin-cargo adaptor activity. Bases 287 to 1600 code for a protein of 437 amino acids. NCBI's taxonomy places the organism in Eukaryota, Fungi, Ascomycota, Sordariomycetes, Sordariales, Chaetomiaceae. The transcript has 4 exons. The record is from RefSeq and is a predicted model, not a curated record. Gene Ontology annotation, cellular component: AP-2 adaptor complex; cytoplasmic vesicle. Gene Ontology annotation, biological process: clathrin-dependent endocytosis; intracellular protein transport.